Aspergillus candidus is the source of this 423-nucleotide messenger RNA. RefSeq lists its product as uncharacterized. The transcript has a single exon. Lineage: Eukaryota; Fungi; Ascomycota; Eurotiomycetes; Eurotiales; Aspergillaceae. The annotation marks the transcript as partial. The record is from RefSeq and is a predicted model, not a curated record.
CCCGAGCACCCGGCUGGCCAGCCCUCUGGUGUCUCCCCUGCCCACCCGGCUGCCCCUGGCCAGGUCGAGUCGCCUGCUCACCCCGCUGGCCCUGCUGCUCCCUCCCACCCCGAGCAGCCCGAGCAGCCCGAGCAGCCCGAGCAGCCGGCUGCUGGUGUCUCCCCUGCCCACCCCGCCGCCCCUGGCGGGGUUGCGUCGCCUGCCCACCCCGCUGGCUCUGCUGCUCCUGCCCACCCCGCUGGCUCUGCUGCUCCCUCCCACCCCGAGCAGCCCGAGCAGCCCGAGCACCCGGCCGCCCAGCCGUCGGGCGUCUCUCCUGCCCACCCCUCCGGCUCCAGCACCUCCUUCACUGGUGGUGCCCAGACCGUCAAGCCCGCCGCUGGCCUUCUGGCCGCCGUCAUGGGUCUCAUGGCUCUGCUGUAA